AUGAAUAAUUAAAUAUUUAUUUAUUUAUUUAUUAAUAGUACACACAAAAAAUUGAAUAUUAAAAUUGUACAAUCAAUAUAUUUUUUGUUAUUUAAUUCCAUGUUAGGAAAAUGUUAUUGGUUAAAUAUCACAGAUUAAUUAUCAUUAAAACAAACAAUUAAAAUCUUUUAUAUAUUAUGGUUUGUUUUUUAUAUGUUGGAAACUAGAUAAAAUAAAACUGAUUUCUUUGUGUAUUAUUAAAAAGAUAAUAAGCAUAGAUCAGAAGCUAUGUAGAGAUUUGUACUUCUACCAACAUUUGAGCAAUUUCGGUUGAUUUGA
Tetrahymena thermophila SB210 is the source of this 318-nucleotide messenger RNA. RefSeq lists its product as hypothetical. The transcript has a single exon. Lineage: Eukaryota; Ciliophora; Oligohymenophorea; Hymenostomatida; Tetrahymenidae. The record is from RefSeq and is a predicted model, not a curated record.